UCAAUUUUAUUUGACAAGAUCCUACGAGUUAAUUUUAAACGGUUCAAUCAACUGUCAGUCGGUUUAAUCAUUAAGUUGGUCGAUUGGUUCACAAUUAAUCGACCAGUUAGACACAAGUGGGUCUCAAUAGUAAAAUCCCAAUUGGUAUAUGUCAAAUUUAUUUGAUCAGAUCACACUAGUAAAACUUUAAACGGUUCAACCGAUAAUUAGUCGGUUUAAUCCUGAAGUUGGGCGAUUGGUUCAAUUAUUAGGCCAGUUAGACGCCUGAUCAUCCCUACGAAGUUGGGUCGGGUUAAUUGGGACAAAUCGUGUUGCGAUUGAAGCAGAGUUUUGGUUUUCGAGGAUCCUCUCCUGUUUUUGGUACUCAACCUGAGUUUUGAAGUUUCUCGUCUUGCGUUUGAGUGUGUUUCUCUAACUCAAUUGUUCAGAUUCCAUUGUCUCACUUAGUCAAGAUCUCUUUUUCAUGUUUCCGAUGGAUUGGACGAUUGGAAAAAGAAUCAAAACAAGGAACAAAGAGCGUCUUCAUGUGGUGAAGAAGCGGAAGAAGACUGAGGACGAAACCACUUCUCGCCGAAGGCGGAGAAGACCAAUUGACGCUGACUCCGACAUCGAGGAUAUCACAGAAGCUUACCAUGCUGCUGCUCAAGUAAAUUCCUCUGGUGUAAGAACUGGUUCUGAACAGAACACUGAGACUUUGUUUAGAGAUUUAGAUCAAUCAGUUCCGGGAUCAUGUGGUUUAACCAUCAAAGAAAAGUCCUCUGAUGAGAUUUUGGGUUUGGAUGUGAGCAAAUCAGUUCCGACUCUCUCUUUAGAAACUAUCAAGGAGAAGUUAUCUGAUGGGACUUUUGAGUUAGAUUUGGGCAAACCAAUUCCGGUGUCCUCUGGGUUAGGUAUGAAAGAGAAUUCAUCUGAUGAGAAUGUAGAUUUUGAUGUGGGCAAUUCAGUUCCGACAUCCUCUGCGCAAACUAUCAAAGAGAAGUUGUCUGAUGGAAUCUUGGAUUUGAUUGUGGAAAAACCAGUUUCCGUCUCCUCUGGGUUAGCUAUGAAAGAGAAGUCAUCUGAUGAGAAUGUAGAUUUUGAUGUGGGCAAUUCAGUUCCGACAUUCUCUGCGCAAACUAUCAAGGAGAAGUUGUCUGAUGAAACCUUGGAUUUGAUUGUGGAAAAACCAGUUCCGGUCUCCUCUGGGUUAGCUAUAAAAGAGAAGUCAUCUGAUGAGAAUGUAGAUUUCGAUGUAGGCAAUUCAGUUCCGACAUCCUCUACGCAAACUAUCAAGAAGAAUAUGUCUGAUAGGACUUUUGAGUUGGAUUGGGGCAAACUAGUUCCAGUCUCCUCUGGGUUAGCUAUGCAAGAGAAGUCAUCUGAUGAAAAUGUAGAUUUGGAUGUAGGCAAUUCAGUUUUGCCAUCCUCUGUGCAAACUAUCAAGGAGAAUUUGUCUGAUGGGAUUGUGGAUUUGGUUGUGGACAAACCAGUUCUUAGCUCCUCUAGUUUAAGUAUCAAGGAGAAGUUAUCUGAUGGGAUUUUGGAUUUGGAUGUUGACAAACCAGUUCCGAUCUCUUCUAGGUUUAGCCAUGGUUCAGAACAGAACACAUGUGUGAAGGAGAAGUGUUCUUCAAGUUUGGAAAUGAAAAAACCAUUUCCUAAUGAAAUAGAGAUCAUUUCAGAUUCUGAGUCUGAAACCAAAGCGAGGAAGCUUUUUGAGGAAGGAAGCAGAGUCUUAGACUCCACCAGUGAAGACAAAGAUGGCGAAAGUGAGAGCGAGGAAGAGGAAGAAAGAAGUGAAGAUAGUGAAUACAAUAACACCAAAGAUGAGAUAAUGGUGGAAUCUUUGUCUUCAUCGUCAUCAUCAUCUUCAUCUUUCUCCUCUAGUGAUGAUGAAUCCAACAUAAAGGAGGUAGUUGGAGACACAGAUGAUGAUAAUUUGAGAAGGGGUUGUACACCAGUCAAGAAAGUGUCUAAAGUUGGAAGGAAGCCUUUGGGAAGGUAUAAAAAGACUGGUUCUUGCUCAACCAAGCCUAGAAAACAUAACACUAAUAUUCAGAAACCAAACCACCGAGACGAAGAAGAGAAAUUUCAAACCAAUCUUAGAAAAGAGGAAAAGAAGAUUCAGAAGUUAGACCUUCGAGAAAAAAAAGAACGACAAGAAAGAGUAACAAAGCAGUGUAACAAUCCAAUGUUCAUUUGUACUCACUGUGGCAAAGAGAACACAGAAAUUCUUGAUUCACACAGCUCUUUCACCAGACGACAUGCUACAACAAAAGCUGAAGACGAUGAUUUAUCAAAGUAUGAAGAUUCUGUUGCUAUCAACUUUGCGAAUACACUUGAGAGGCCAUCCGCAUCCAUACCAGAUAUUGUGAAUUCAGAGAAAGCAAAAGAGGUCGGAGCACCUGAAAAGCCAUCAAGACCUGAAAUACAGAGUUUACUGACACAAAAAGAUUUACAAACCAACAACAUCGUGGGGUCGAGUAUGCCAACAGUUGCAGAAGGAUUAAAUACGUUUACUUUUCCUAAUGAACCAAUUGAUAAUGAGUCUGCUUCUUAUAUCAGCUCUGGAGAUGAAUCUGGAUAUGAAUCUGAGCCUUCACUAAAAGACAAAGAGGUCAAGUCUAAUAACAACUCGGGGUGGAGAAUGAUGGAUGGAAGCCAUAAAGAAGUUGAUCUUUUCAGGCUUCUUGUAAACUCUGUUUGGGAUAAAGAUCGAUUAGGUGAAGAAGAGGAAGAAGGAGAAGACAAACUGGUUUCUUCACCUGAAGACCAAUCUGAAGAACAAGAUCAAAGAAAAUAUGAUAAAGAUGGACUUCUGAUCAUUAGGCCACCACCAUUGAUAAUGAGAUUUGGUGUAGAGGAACCUCAAUCACCAUCUGAGAUUUCUGAGUCGGAUAAAGAGGAAGCUAGGUUGUGGGAAGAUAUGGCGUUUUACAGCAAAACAAACAACAUUGGCAUCCAGCCUCAUUCAGAGAUUGAGAAAGAAAUAUCAACUGAUGAAACACCAGCAGCAUGUUGUAAAAAAGGAAAUCACGAAUUGUGUCUAGAUCUUGAGAUCGGUUUAAAGUGUAUGCAUUGUGGCUUUGUGGAGAGAGAGAUCCGAAGCAUUGAUGCAUCUGAAUGGGGAGAAAAGAACACAAGUGGAAGGAGAAAGGUUGAUAGAUCUGAAGAGGAUGGAACUAGCAGCUUCAUUGGGACACUUGACUUUGAAGCUCCUAGCAAGAACAACUCAAAUGAUGGAUGUGUUUCUACUGAAGGAACUGUUUGGGAUAAGAUUCCAGGGAUCAAAUCUCAAAUGUAUCCUCACCAGCAAGAGGGUUUUGAGUUUAUCUGGAGGAACUUAGCUGGUACUAUUGUGUUGAACGAGCUCAAAAAAUUUGAGAACAGCGAUGAAACCGGAGGAUGCAUCAUGUCACAUGCUCCCGGGACAGGGAAAACUCGUCUGACCAUUAUUUUCCUUCAAGCUUACUUGGAAUGCUUCCCUAAUUGCAAACCAGUGAUCAUUGCUCCUGCAAGCUUGCUUCUCACAUGGGCAGAGGAGUUUAAGAAAUGGAACAUAAGCAUUCCCUUUCAUAAUCUUAGCAGUUUGGAUUUCACUGGCAAAGAGAACCCGGCGGCGUUGAGACUUAUGAUGCAAAAGAAUUCGAGUGCGAGAAGCAAUAAUGAGAUAAGGAUGGUGAAGAUAUACUCUUGGAUAAAAUCGAAGAGCAUACUUGGGAUUAGCUACAACCUCUAUGAGAAACUUGCAGGAGUUAAAGACGAGGACAAAAAGACUAAGACAAUGAGACUAGACAAAGAAUUAGAGGAUAUCAGAGAAAUACUUAUGGGGAUGCCUGGAAUGCUGGUUCUUGACGAGGCACACACGCCUCGGAACCAGAGAAGUUGUAUAUGGAAAACACUAUCCAAAGUGGAAACACAGAAACGUAUUUUGCUUUCUGGAACACCUUUCCAGAAUAACUUCCAAGAGUUGUGCAAUGUUUUGGGACUUGCAAGGCCUAAGUAUCUGGAGAGGCUCACAUCCACACUCAAGAAGAGUGGGAUGACUGUAACGAAAAGAGGAAAAAGAGCUUUGGGAAACGAAAUCAACAACCGAGGGAUCGAAGAACUUAAGACUGUUAUGCUUCCAUUUGUGCAUGUUCAUAAAGGAAGCAUUCUUCAGAAAAGCCUCCCUGGUUUGAGAGAAUGUGUUGUGGUGUUAAACCCACCUGAGCUGCAGAAAAGAGUCUUAGAAUCCAUAGAAGUCACCCAUAACCAGAAAACAAAAAAUGUGUUUGAAACCGAACACAAGCUAUCUCUAGUCUCAGUCCAUCCUUCUCUUGUCUCUUGCUGCAAACUGACUGGGAAAGAACGUUUGACCAUUGACGAGGCUUUGCUUGCACAACUAAAGAAGGUAAGAUUUGAUCCAAACCAAAGUGUGAAAACAAGAUUCCUCAUGGAGUUCAUCAAGUUGUGCGAAGUGAUAAAUGAGAAAGUGCUGGUCUUCAGCCAAUACAUUGACCCUUUAAAGCUGAUAAUGAAACAUCUGGUCUCUCGGUUCAAAUGGAUUGAAGGGGAGGAAGUGUUGUACAUGCACGGAAAACUCGAGCAAAAACAAAGACAAACAUUGAUCAACGAAUUCAAUGAUCCCAAAUCCAAGGCCAAAGUGUUGUUAGCUUCAACAAAAGCAUGUUCUGAAGGGAUCAAUCUGGUAGGAGCAUCAAGGGUGAUUCUUCUGGAUGUUGUAUGGAAUCCGGCAGUCGAAAGACAAGCUAUAAGCCGUGCUUACAGGAUCGGGCAGAAGCGGAUUGUUUAUACGUAUCACUUGGUUGCAAAAGGAACUCCUGAAGGACCAAAGUACUGUAAGCAAGCACAAAAGGAUAGAAUCUCAGAGCUGGUUUUUGCAUGUUCUUCGAGACAUGACAAGGGCAAAGAAAAGAUUGUUGAAGCUGUGACAGAGGACAAAGUGUUGGACACUAUGGUGCAGAAUCUGAAGCUUGGGGAUAUGUUUGACAACCUUAUUGUCCAACCAAAGGAAGCAGAUUUAGUUGACGGUUUCAGCAUACUUAUGCCUUGAUGAGGCAUCCCCAAACACUUUGGCUUCAUCUCUUCCUAUCAUAUCAUAUGCUAUUUCAUCUUUAAGACUUAUUAUUUUGCUUUUGUGGAAUGCUUUUUGUGUAUCUUUAUCCUCAAAAAAAAAACUUUGCUUUUAUUUCAAUUUUACAUUGUCUGCUAUGAACUUUGACUUUUGUAG
Messenger RNA from Eutrema salsugineum, 5212 nucleotides. RefSeq names its product SNF2 domain-containing protein CLASSY 3. The transcript has 4 exons. Gene Ontology annotation, biological process: gene silencing by siRNA-directed DNA methylation. The coding region runs from base 464 to 5035 and encodes 1523 amino acids. The record is from RefSeq and is a predicted model, not a curated record. NCBI's taxonomy places the organism in Eukaryota, Viridiplantae, Streptophyta, Magnoliopsida, Brassicales, Brassicaceae. Gene Ontology annotation, molecular function: ATP-dependent chromatin remodeler activity; ATP binding.